Molecule: messenger RNA, 616 nt
Organism: Aspergillus wentii DTO 134E9
Lineage: Eukaryota; Fungi; Ascomycota; Eurotiomycetes; Eurotiales; Aspergillaceae
Exons: 2
Source: RefSeq, a predicted model, not a curated record
CGAUGAAUGUGUAUUUCUGUCUUUUCUGGCUGUUCCUUUUCUUCUGACUUGACUCCCUUCGUUUUUUCGUCUUUCUUUCGUUCUCUCAAGGCUUUUUCGGCAAGCCAAUUCAGUCGACAAAUUCUCAUCGCCGCUCGUUCUAUCGCUGUUUAAUAUCGUCACUCCUUCUAUAUGUUUUUCUGCUACUAGUAGCAUCUACAUUCUUUUCAUCCAGCCGUGCACUACACUCACUCGUGUACGGCUGCUUCGCGUUGAGUCACUCGUUCAUUCUACCGUGUCUAUCCGUUCGCUCCUUCGAAUACCGGAUAUCACACCAUCCAUCCGACCUAUAAUACAAUCACUCCAUAUCAGACAACAGUGAACAGACCUUCAUGCCCAACCAGUAAAUAGGGGGAAUGGCAACAAUCCGAGACCCGGCCUUCUGGCGCCGGUUCUCCCUGGCCGUCCACCUCGACGCGGCAUCAAAAAACCCAUCAGACGACAAAGAGGCCAAUCCCAACAACCUCUUCUCAGACCAUUGGAUUCAAAAACAACGCAAAAAACGAGAACGAAGCAUCCUAUUCGGCUUUCUGAUCUUUCUUUUUGUCGCUAUCUUCGUGGCGGGUGUGGUGGUUGU